Molecule: messenger RNA, 2962 nt
Organism: Ornithorhynchus anatinus (platypus)
Lineage: Eukaryota; Metazoa; Chordata; Mammalia; Monotremata; Ornithorhynchidae
Gene: GREM2
Product: gremlin 2, DAN family BMP antagonist
Exons: 2
Coding region: 255-779 (174 amino acids)
Biological process (GO): animal organ morphogenesis
Molecular function (GO): BMP binding; receptor ligand activity
Source: RefSeq, a predicted model, not a curated record
GAUAAUAUCCCCGUGCGGGGACUGAGAGCAGUCAGACCUAAAAUCGUCAGUCCUCCUUUCACAUCCGUAGCGAAGCGGCCACGCCGCGCUGUUGCUCUUGGUGGGGAAUUUAAGCCUAGCUUGGCUGAGGGGGUUGAAAGUGGAGAGGCUGGAGCUCAAGCCGUUGCAUUGGACUAUAUAACCCACGGACGAGAGCGGGAGAGGCCGGGGAGACAGACGCCGAGGGCGAGAGAGCACGGGAGCGUCACCGCAGGAUGACCUGGAGACUCCGGCUGACCUUGACCCUGGCGGUGGUGCUGCUGAGGGCGUCCGAGGCCCGGAAGAGCCGUCCGGCGGGGGCCAUCCCCUCCCCCUACAAGGACGGGGGCGGCGGAGGGGGCGGAGGGGGCAAUAACUCGGAGCGCUGGCAACACCAGGUCAAGGAGGUCCUGGCCUCCAGCCAGGAGGCCCUGGUAGUCACCGAGCGCAAGUACCUGAAGAGCGACUGGUGCAAGACCCAGCCUCUCCGGCAGACGGUGAGCGAGGAGGGCUGCCGUAGCCGGACCGUCCUCAACCGCUUCUGCUACGGCCAGUGCAACUCCUUCUACAUCCCCCGCCACGUCAAGAAGGAGGAGGAGUCCUUCCAGUCCUGCGCCUUCUGCAAGCCGCAGAGGCUGGCCUCCGUGCUCGUCGAGCUCGACUGCCCGGGCCUCGACCCGCCCUUCCGACUGAAGAAGAUCCAGAAGGUCAAGCAGUGCCGCUGCAUCUCGGUGAACCUCAGUGACUCGGAUAAGCAGUGAGCGCCUCGGCCCCUUCCCGGCCGCCCCCCGAGCAGCGCCCCUUCAGCAUUAAGGCCUCCUUCCGUUGCCCCCUCGCCCCUUCCUGUUGGUUUCGCCGCUGCCGCCGGCCCCUACCCCGUCUCCCGCCCGGGGCCCUUCCCCUCCCUCCGCCCCCGCCGGCCAAGAGGGGGUGGUCCCCGCUGCCGCGGACCGGCGGUCUUCGGCCCCGAGCCCCAUCCUCUGGAAGAGGACACCGAAGGCGACGUGCUGUUCAGUCCAGCAUUAAUCAUUUCCACUGUGUGGAAGAGGAAUCUUGGAUCCGACACUCCGACGUGACCCCCCCCACCCCCGUCUGCGCCUCCCCACCCCCAAAAAGAUCCAGGCCGGGGGACCCUGCUUUCCGCUUCCAGAAUCCGGGGACGCCGGUGGACGGCGGGGGAGGCGGAGAGGCCGUGGGAGGCGGAGACCUCUGACUUGUGGCGGGAGCCAAGAGGAGGCCAAAGGCCUCCAACACGACAGUGGAAGGGAGGACACCGCCGCCCCCCGCCACCCCCCAAAAGCCCCUCCUGGGUUUGCCCAGCCCCAGCUGCAGCCUAGACACAGAGGGUCUCUUUGUUCACGCCGGUUUUAUAAUCGACCCGUAGUAAAAGAGCUGUUAAGAAGUAUUAUUCUCGCCCUAUCCAUGUAUUGUUUCACGUGUCGCCUGGGCCUCCGAGGUGGGAGCGAAGCUCCGGAUCGGGUCCGAGACCCGGGCCGGGCUCCCCGUUGCCUAGCAACCCUCCGAACCGCAUCCUCCGGCGGGGUGCCGACCCCCUCCCCCCCACCCUCAGACCGAGGGGCCCGGGGAGAGGGGUGGGAAGUCCGGAAAGUCACUGGAGGUCAUCCCGAAGCAUCGAAGCUUCCUCAACUACUAAGGUGUUUAAGUGGGAGAAGGAGCGUUUUCUUUUUUUAACUCUUCAAACCAAGGAAAACUCAGAGUCCUAAAUCCCAGGUCGGGGAGGAGUGAGGGGGAAGAGAGGGGGGAGAUAUCCCAGAGAGGAGCAGGAGGUGGAGGUGGGAAAUUAGAUCCACGGGCCCAAAUCCCGGGCAAACGGGCCACAGAGGACUCGACGUUCCGGGCUCAAGAGCCCCGGAAACGUUUCCGAGGCGUGAGCCGGCAUCUGUGUUUCGGGCCUGAGGGCCUUUUCCGGGAGAAUCCUUCCCAAGAUCCUCAUGGAUGGAACCGACGUGUCACCUCCGAUAGGGCUCUAAUAAACCGUCACGCCCGUCUCAGGGCCCUCUCCUGGUGUGGACGGCUUCUCGGGACGGCCCACCAAGAGAAACCCGUCACGUUAGAGGCCUCUGCAGCGCCGCCCACCUCCAACCCACCCAGUGAUGAGCCAUUAGUGCCGGCACCCAGGAGCCCUAGAAAAGAACAGGCCCCGAGUCACACAAAAGACCCGACGGACGAGCUUCUAACCGGUUUGGAAGGCGGGGGCCGGGAGCAGGGGACGGGCGGCCGCUCUGCGGCCCGACUCCCUCCCUGAUCCCCCCGGCCUUAGCUCCUCCCGGUGUCCCCUGUCUCGAGCCCCGGGAGAAACGGGAUUCGGGAGCGUGGAGGUGACUGGCACGGGCAGUUGAGCCCCGAAGCGGCCUUAGAAAGCGCUAAAUUAAAAUCCCCACGGGGCUGGGUGACGGGGUGAGGCGAGUCCUCUCCUGGCUCCAGAGCUGACAUUCGGCGCUUAGCGCAAAUCCUCGCAAGUCGUUCUUGGCGUCGGAAAGUUCAGACCGAAAAAACCCAACGAGGUUAUGUCUUCCUGGCGGCGACGAACGGACGGACGGGUCUCCCUUCGGAGAUAAUCCGCGCCAGGCAACCGGGCCUCUCUGGGGAAUACUAAGUCUCACUCACGGGCGCGCGCGCGCGCACACGACCACGCCACACACAGCCACAACCCACCCUUGCCGACGCCUCUUCCCCCUCACAGUUCCUCCUACCCCGAGGCCGGGCGCGUAUCCGUGAAAGCAAUACGAUAUGCUGCAGUGUCCAGAGCCUUCCUGAGGUCAUUUGUAUGUAAAAAUGAAGUUUACCUUAUAACGGUUCAAACUGUAUUUAAAUGUCCUUGUUUUAUAAAUGAAGAAAAAGCUAUAAGUAUAAUGUAAUUAUUUUAUAGGUGUACUAUUAUUAAAUUAUAGAACAAAUAAAGAUACUCUAGGAUUAUAUGUCA